UUUUUAUAGUCGUUAAAAAAAAGUAAACAAGCAAAAUAUUCGUUCUCAGAAAUCUACGGUGGAUUUUUUUUGUUUAAAGAUUCUUACAGGAAUAAUUUUAUAGUUUCCUUUGAACAAUUUUUUUAGUGAAAAAAGAUAAGAAUUUGUUUUUUUGUCGCUAAUCGUAUAGACAAGACGUAUUCGCUUAUAUUCUGCCUAAAAUAAGCACAGGCGUUAAUGUUACAAGUUAAGAUCAUCAACCCAUGUACCGAAUACAAAUCACAACUUAUUUAGACAUCCCUACACAAUUUAAUCUUUAAUAUAGCUAGAGAAGAUAUAUUUUUUUUCCAUCUAUUCCGAUUUUACCAUGAUAAAUUUAUCGGAAUUCAUAUUUUAAUCCUCGAUCUCGCGUUACUUAUAUACAAUUCCAACAUCUCAUAAAUGAUUGAUUCCCUUCAUUUCCCAAACUUUUUUAACGAAUAUUAUGAAAAGGACAGAUUUAUACAUAUGCUAGAUUUAUAUUGUCCCUUAAAUCUAUAUUCCCUGUUUCCAACCCUCUCUUCAUCUUUACAAAAAAAUAUCGAUUCCAAAAUUCGCCAAAAUUGAGCGAAUACUCACAGCUCUUUCCACUCUCAACUCCACCAUAUCCACGACGUCUAACCAUCUUCACCACAAUUACAACAACAUCCUGUCCAAGAUGGCUGUUUCACGGGUGUCAACCCCGCCCCCAAACGAGGUCACAUCUUGCCCCAUAGCCGAAAAUUGGUGUUACACACAGGUAAAAGUCAUAAAGUUUUCAUACAUGUGGACCAUCAACAACUUUACCUUUUGCAAGGAAGAAAUGGGCGAAGUGCUCAAAAGUUCCCCCUUUUCCUCCGGAGCCAACGACAAAUUAAAAUGGUGCUUGCGAGUGAAUCCGAGGGGUUUGGAUGAAGAAAGCAAGGAUUACCUUUCCCUUUACCUACUACUCGUCUCGUGCAAUAAAACAGAGGUCAGGGCCAAAUUUAAAUUCUCCAUACUUAACAGCAAAGGAGAGGAAACCAAAGCUAUGGAGAGCCAAAGAGCUUAUAGAUUCGUUCAGGGUAAAGAUUGGGGCUUUAAAAAAUUUAUACGCAGAGAUUUUUUGCUAGACGACGCUAACGGUCUGCUACCAGAUGACAAGCUCACAUUAUUUUGCGAAGUAAGCGUGGUAGCCGAAUCCGUUAACGUAUCAGGCCAAACUAACCUCACUCCCUUCAAAGUUCCCGAGUGCAAACUAUCCGAAGACCUGAACGCCCUUUUCGAGAGCCAAACUUUCAGCGACGUCGUGCUGUGCGUCGAAAAGAAAGAGUUCAAAUCCCACAAAGCCAUUUUGGCUGCCCGCUCCCCGGUGUUUGCCGCCAUGUUCGAACACGAAAUGGAGGAACGGAAGCUCAAUCGCGUCGAAAUAACCGAUUUAGAGGAAGAAGUUCUGAGGGAAAUGUUGCGAUACAUAUACACCGGACGUGCCUCCAACCUUGAAAGAAUGGCCGAUGAUCUUCUGGCCGCCGCCGAUAAAUACGCCUUAGACCGACUCAAAAUAAUGUGUGAGGAAUCCCUCUGUUCGAAUCUCAACGUGGAGAAUGUGGCGGAAACUUUUACGCUGGCCGAUCUUCACAGCGCCGAACAACUAAAACUGCAGUGCAUCGAUUAUAUCAAUAGCCACGCAUGCGAAGUAAUGGAAACAGUUGGUUGGAAAAAUAUGGUGCACUCCCAUCCCCACCUUAUAGCCGAGGCUUUCCGAGCUUUAGCCAGUCAACAAAUACCUACCCUAGGGGGACCACCUAGAAAACGAAUAAAACAAUCAUAAAUCUCAUUCCGCCAUAUUUUUUACGAAUUAUUUUAGUAUAUCACGCUUGGACUCAACGCGACAUCUCAACAACAUUUAUUGUUUAUUAGAUGACAUAAUACUACUACAUUCUUUUCGUCCACGUUUAAAAAUUUGAUUUUCAGCUUUAUAAAUCCUGGGGAAAAAUUGUAUUUUAAACCUAUGUAACAAAAUCUUUAAUAAGUAUUUUUGUCUAUAUUUGCUACCCUUAAAGCAAAAAUUCAAAUUAUUUUCAAUAAAAAAUGCAGUUGUUUUUCCAGUAUAUUUUUUCUUUUUUGUCGAAUAAUUUAUUUUUUUAAUGUUUUAUUCGUAAAUUUAUAUAUUAUUAACCGUCUCUCAUAAAAAGUGUAUAUAUAUUAUUAUUUCAAAAGUUUAACGUUAACACGACCAAUUCACUUGGCUCACUUAGCCCUGACACAUAUUUUUUGAUAUUAAAAUUAACCCCCCCCCCUUCGUCGAUAAAUGUUUAUAUGUAAAAUAUUUGACUAUAAAUAAAAAUUCACUGAUCCAUCACUUAUAUAUUACCAAAAAUAUAUAUAUGUAAUAAUACAAUAUUGAGAAUACGACAUUACCAUUUAUAAUAAUUUUUCUUUUGUUUGUAUAAAUAUUAUUUUUUUAUUACUCAUUUUAAUUAUAGAAGAACACUGUGUUAUAUUUACAAUUUAU
This is a messenger RNA of Gordionus sp. m RMFG-2023, 2491 nucleotides long. RefSeq names its product speckle-type POZ protein B-like. Bases 677 to 1807 code for a protein of 376 amino acids. The transcript has 8 exons. Gene Ontology annotation, biological process: proteasome-mediated ubiquitin-dependent protein catabolic process; regulation of proteolysis. Gene Ontology annotation, cellular component: nucleus; cytoplasm. The record is from RefSeq and is a predicted model, not a curated record. NCBI's taxonomy places the organism in Eukaryota, Metazoa, Nematomorpha, Gordioida, Chordodea, Parachordodidae. Gene Ontology annotation, molecular function: ubiquitin protein ligase binding.